AGAAAAUCAGCAAAAGAUACUGGGUGAAAUUCAAACCCAAACAAACCAGAAGCAAAAGCCAUCACUCUUGAAUUGCGUCCUUCCUGCGGCUGUGUCUUGCUUCUUUGCUGUGUUGCAUCGUUCGUUGUCCUUCGAGCAAACACCUCGGACUGUUGCAUUUACAUCUCCUCCUGUCAAUCGCGGAUAUCGCCAAAGCACAUCACAAGCAAGCAAGCAAGCGAACAGCCAAGACAAGCACACGCCAAAGCAAAGCAAACCAAGCAGCCGAGACAAGUGAAGCAAGGAACAUCGGAUACAGACUGCUCGAAGUCACACAUAUACAUACGUCUAACAACGCAUCAUGAUGCGGUUCUCUCUUGUGCUGGCCCUUGUGGCCCUCGUUGGUGCUGUUGCACCAGCCAUGGCUUGGCAGAAGCCUGCAACAACCAACGAGUUUACCGUGCAGAUGGACGGCAACUGCCACGCCGACGGCAAGACCUGCGUCGCCAAAGCCAACUCGCAGAGCCUCACCACCCGCUUCGACUCGGAUGACGCCGUCGAAUUCACCAACAACGAGCUCAUCGGCUCAUACGCCCUGAUGCAGACCACCAUGAAGUUUUCCGACGACAACACCUUCUCUGCGUAUGGCAACAUCACGUUCGGCACGGGAACCUCCCGCGACCACACCAUCUACUUUGACUCGCGUGGCAACGUUGGCCGCAAGCAAUACGUCGUUGUCGGCAAGGACGACUACACCUUCGCGUACUCCGCCUUUGUCGUUGGCGGCACGGGGGCGCUGGACGGUGCGCUCGGGUUCGUCAGCGUGACCGGUUACAGCACCGACACGGAACUCAACACCUUCAACCAGUUUGUGUCGCUCGUCUGCAACGUGGACCUGGACAAGCUGAAGAAGCAGGACAUGCACCUGGCCAAGCCAUGAGCACCAACGUGCCACCACCUCCUGCUCCUGCUCCUGUUGCUCAUAAGCGAAUGACUCUGUCUGCUCCUCGCACCGUUGGCUUUCGUGUUGGCUGCCAUGCUGGCUCACGUUGAUCGCCCCACCUUCACGUGGGGGGGGGGGGGUUUGUUUCUUGUUUUGUUUUGCUUGGUGUGCCACCGCCGCAAUUUUCGUCCAUACCUGACGUGCUGUCUGCGCUCAUGGGUUUUGCGUUCCACCUGCUUGAUGUUCCCCUCUUCCCCGACUUCCCUUUCGCCUGUUGUUACCAUGCUUGCAUGCAGCAGACCCCAACCUUCUUGCCGUUGUUGCCCACACACGCCCUGCCCUUGCCUUGACAGCCGUCUUGGUUCCUUACGUGACAUGACCUCCACCAAUUUCAUUCCCCCUCUCGCUUUGUUCAUAUGGUCGCGCCAAAUACACCAGUCAACUCUG
This is a messenger RNA of Salpingoeca rosetta, 1369 nucleotides long. RefSeq lists its product as uncharacterized. Bases 341 to 919 code for a protein of 192 amino acids. The record is from RefSeq and is a predicted model, not a curated record. Lineage: Eukaryota; Choanoflagellata; Craspedida; Salpingoecidae. The transcript is spliced from 4 exons.